AUGAAAGAUUUAACCCAUUAUAAUCCAAAUAAUCCAAAUAAUAAUCCAAAUAAUAAUCCAAAUAAUAAUAAUAAUAAUAAUAAUUUUAGAAAUAGAAAUAAUAAUAAUUUUAGAAAUGAAGUAAUGAGACUAGUUAAAACCAAUACUAUAGUAUAUUAUAAUGGUAAUGGAUAUUCGCACCCAGGUUUACUAAAAUUGGAACCAGGUGGCUUUGUAUUUAUAUUGAAUGGAAAUACUUCAAAUAUUAAACAUUUAUCAUUGGAACAAAUUUAUAGGUUCAUUUCAAAGUCUCCAAAAAAUGGUUUCAUUUUAAAAAACUAA
This is a messenger RNA of Dictyostelium discoideum AX4, 321 nucleotides long. RefSeq lists its product as hypothetical. The coding region runs from base 1 to 321 and encodes 106 amino acids. The record is from RefSeq and is a predicted model, not a curated record. The transcript has a single exon. NCBI's taxonomy places the organism in Eukaryota, Evosea, Eumycetozoa, Dictyosteliales, Dictyosteliaceae.